Molecule: messenger RNA, 2196 nt
Organism: Microstroma glucosiphilum
Lineage: Eukaryota; Fungi; Basidiomycota; Exobasidiomycetes; Microstromatales; Microstromataceae
Exons: 3
Biological process (GO): chiasma assembly; mismatch repair
Cellular component (GO): nucleus
Molecular function (GO): ATP-dependent DNA damage sensor activity; mismatched DNA binding; ATP binding
Source: RefSeq, a predicted model, not a curated record
CUAGAUCAAGCCCCGCUCUCGACGUCUUGCGCUGCUGCGCUGCUGUACAACCUGUCCAGAAUCACUUCCGUUGCCGAGCCCGAGACGAAUGCUGGCGGACAUUUGGGCGAAGGCACUCUGCAGGGCAUCAAGCUCACUUCCCUUGAGACGCUACAUCUGAACGAAUGCAUGACUAUGACUGCCGAGAGUAGGGAGGCCUUGGCCAUUAUGACAGAGGGAGCGCAAAAGGGGUGGGGCAGAGCGAGAAAGGACUCGACGAUGACUAUUUAUACCAUGCUCGAUAACUUGAGGACGCCCAUCUCUCAUACACUGCUGAACAGGUGGUUUCUGUUCCCAUCGAUGAGCCUGACUAUUCUGUCGGCUCGCCACCAAGCUGUCGAAUGCUUGGCCUCCUCAGCCAGCAGCGCUGUAGCUAAUGCGCUCGUCUCUCACCUCAAGGGGAUCAAGAACAUUCCGCGCUUGGUCAAUACUCUGCAGCGAGGCGGCACACAGCUGUCGAUGUGGAAAGGUCUCUUCGCCUUUUGCGUCAAAACUUUGCACAUCCGUGCUUGCAUGGCCGAGUUAGACUCCGCAGAAGACGUUCCCAUAGUGAGGAAGAUCCUCGCCGAAUUUGACACCUCCCAACUGCAAAGCAUCGCCGAGUCCCUCGAUGCGACAAUCGACUGGGACCAAAGCGCAGCAGAGCGUCGAUUCAUCGUAAAGGCGCAAAUCGAUCCCCAGCUCGACAAGUGGCGAGAGCUCUACGCUGGUCUGCCCAGCUUGUUGCUCAACAUCGCCCAAAGCCUCAAAGCGAGUCUCGACUUUGAGCACUCUGGUCAAAUGAAUGUCGCCUACUUUCCUCAGCUUGGAUACUUGAUCGCCCUGCCCUUCAAUCAAGAGGUGACCACGCCAGAAGACAUGAACGUACCAGCCGACUGGACGUUCCACUUUGCCUCUGAGAUCAGCACGUACUGGAAGAGCCCACAAAUGUACGAUUUGGACGAGCACGUUGGGGACGUGCACUCGUUCAUCGCUGAUCGAGAGGUGGAGCUGAUCCACGACCUGUCUGUCAGUAUUGCAGAGCAGGGAGGCAUGCUGAUCCACAUUGCCGAGAUCUGCGCAGAGCUGGACGUCCUGCUGUCCUUCGCUCAGGCUGCCAAUAUCUACGGCUGGAUCCGACCUACGAUGACAGACACGGGCAUAUUGGACAUCAAAGGUGGACGUCACCCACUGCAAGAGCUUACCGUCGAGAACUUUCAGCCCAACGACACUCUUCUCUACAGUGGUUGCGGGGUUGGCUCUGAUGACAGUGUCGAAGGCCAGGCACCACGACGAUCUGUGGAGAUCUUGACGGGUGCUAAUGGCUGUGGAAAGUCAGUCUACCUGAAGCAAGUAGCUCUCAUUGUUUUUCUAUCCCAAAUCGGCAGCUUUGUCCCGGCUCAGUCCGCCACCAUUGGCGUAGUUGACCAGAUCCUCACACGAGUACAGACGCGCGACUCGGCCUCGAGAAUGCAGAGUUCCUUCAUGGCUGACCUGGGACAAGUAUCCCACGCCCUGCGCAACUGCACUUCUCGUUCUCUUAUCCUGCUCGAUGAGUUUGGGAAAGGUACGCUGAGCAAUGAUGGAGCUGCCCUCUUUUCCGCCACCAUACGCCACCUCUUGAAGCAGGGCACAGACUGCCCUCGUGUGCUCGCGACGACGCACUUUCACGAUGUCUUCAAGCGGGGAUGUCUCCCCCCGGAGCUUCCCUACAAGGCCUCGCACAUGCAGAUUUUCCUCGACGAGUCGCACCUCGAUGCAGCACAAGGCUCACCCAGCAGGCCCAGCACUGCCACCAGUUCAAUGAUGCCUUACGCCCUCCCAACCCAAGACAUCAAAGACUCGAUCACGUUCCUGUACCGUGUCGCCCCGGGCCAUGCUCAAGAGAGCCACGCAGCCUUCUGUGCUCGUGCGUGUGGGAUUCCAAGAGACGUAGUGGAGAGGGCGCAGUAUGUUACACAUCUUGCGGAAGAAGGCGAGCUGGACACCAAAGAGGUGCCGGAAGAUGCCAUGACUGUCCGUCGGGCCCAGGAGCUGCAGAGGAAGAUGAGGCGCUUCAUCGAGUGGGACAUUGAGGAGGACAUUCGAGUCUGGGAGCAGUGGGAAGAAGCAGGAGGGAAGGGCUCACCUCCACUGGACGUCCGAGGCAAGCUAGAGCGCAUCUCGGAGGGCAAGUAA